This is a messenger RNA of Zea mays, 2563 nucleotides long. Its product is annotated as factor of DNA methylation 1. The coding region runs from base 189 to 2300 and encodes 703 amino acids. NCBI's taxonomy places the organism in Eukaryota, Viridiplantae, Streptophyta, Magnoliopsida, Poales, Poaceae. Gene Ontology annotation, biological process: gene silencing by siRNA-directed DNA methylation. The record is from RefSeq and is a predicted model, not a curated record. The transcript is spliced from 7 exons.
UAAUGACAAGGCCAAAAUAAUUUUGUCAGGAUAGAAAUUUAGGUAGUGUUUGGAUGUAGGGACGAGAAAGAAUGAAAAUAGAUGAGAUGUGAUCAUUUUAACUUGACAUGUGUUUGGUUUGAAGGUCCAAAGUUAGAUUCAAGCAAUAUUUUUAAAAAAUAGUGGAUGGAGCCAGCACUCAAAAAAUAAUGGACAAUGUCAAUUCAAGGUUGAUCUUAUCUCAUCCCUGGUUCACACCGAACCAAACAUGUCAGAGUAAUAUAAGUGCGGAUAGCCAGUCUUUCUCUAGUCUCUACUACGACUACGCCAGGUGUCUAGGUCGCUGCCGCCCUACGCCUACGGCAGGUGCCAGGUGCCCAGCUCUUGUUCGGCCCGUACGCCGGCGAGGAGCACCACCAGGAUUUUGUCCCAUUUCUCCAGUUCCAAUGGAACAUAGCUCUGCAGAAGAUUCAGACAUUAGCGAUUCAGAUAUUGCUGAGCACAAGGAGGAGAUUUGUGCCCAACUCCGAGCAGGGAAAUUGAACGUGAAGCGUGGUGAGGCCUUCCGCUGCCCUUUCUGCCCUGGCAAGAAGAGGCAGGACUACAACCUAAAGGAUCUACUGCAGCAUGCCACAGGAAUAGGGGCUGCUUCUAAGCGCAGCGCCAAGGUGAAGGCAUCACACCUGGGGCUUGCUAUGUUCUUGGAGAAGGAUAUAGCCAGCACGUUGGAGCAACCAUUGCAAAUUGUUCCCUACAAGCCAAAAACUCCAAAGGAUGAAGAGAUCUUUGUGUGGCCAUGGAUGGGCAUUGUGGUUAAUUUGCAGUGUGAGUUCAAAGGCAAAGAAUGUUCCAGGGAAAGUGAAGAAAGGCUAACAGCACAGUUCUCGCGGUUCAGACCCCUCCAAGCCACAACCCUUAGGGAUGGAAAGAACCAACAGUUUUGCGCUAUCGUCAAGUUUGCUAAGGAUUGGAGUGGAUUUAAGGAUGCAAUGGCUUUUGAAAAUCAUUUUGUACUCGAGCAGUACAGUAAGCCUGAUUGGAAAAAAAGAAAUUGCAGAAAGGACGACCUUUAUGGAUGGCUUGCAAAAACAGAUGAUUACAACUCACCUGAGCCAAUUGGGGAGUAUCUAAGGAAAAAUGGAAAUCUUAGAAGUGUUGGUGACCUGGAACGAGAGGGUCUGAAAGAAACUGGCGAGCGUGUAGCUCAUUAUGCUCGCCAAAUUGACGCAACAAAUAAACAUAUGAGUGAACUGGAGCUGAAGAACAAUCAGAAUGCAAUGAAACUUGAUAGGAUGUUGGAGGAGAAUGAUCGAUUGGUUGAAGAGCACAAUGAAAGGAUACUAAAUAUGCAGAAAGAUGCUCGUCGAAAUUCUUGGAAAAUAAUUAAUGACAAUAUUAGAUUGCAUAAAGAACUGGAAACCAAGAAAAAAGAAAUUGGCAGGAGACACGAGGAACUUGAGAAGUUGGUUAUGAACAGUACUAACAGAGAAAAGCUUGAAGCGGCAAAAGAAGAGAUUGCAAAGGAGAACAGGCUUCUCGAUUUAGCAACCCUAAAGAAGAAGGAAGAAGAUGAGAAGUUCUUAAAACUUGUAAAGGAACAAGAGCAAGAGAAAGAAAAUGUCAGGAAGAUGCUAUAUGAUUUAGAAAUGCAGUUGGCUUCCAAACAAAAACUUGAACUGGAAAGAGAACAGUUGAGGGGGAAUCUUGAGGUAUGGAAGCAUAUGGGAAAGGAAGAUGCAAAAUCGAAGGAAAUGCUCGAUAAGUUGCAUGAAGCACUGAAAGAGAAAGAUGAAGAAAUGGAUCAUAUUGAUUCUAUAAACCAGACCCUUAUUAUUAAGCAACGAAGAACCAAUGAUGAGCUGGAAGAAGCCAAGAAAGAACUGACUACUGACCUACUUAAUAUGUCAUCAGCUCGAUCCAUUGUUGGUGUCAAAAAAAUGGGUGAGCUUGACAAGAAAGCUUUCAUUGUCUCUUGCAAAGAGAAAACAGCAGACGAGUUGUCAUUGUCAAUUCUGUGCUCGAAAUGGGAAGAUGAGAUCAGGCAACCAGAAUGGCAUCCUUUCAAAGUUAUAGAUGUUGGUGGACAGGCAAAGGAAAUAAUUCGGGAGGAUGAUGAGAAGCUGCAAGCUUUGAAGGCUGAACUGGGUGUGCAGGCGCACGAUGUGGUCGUCAAGGCCCUUCUUGAGAUGAACGAGUACAAUCCAAGCGGCAGGUACCCCAUACCGGAGCUGUGGAACUUCAAGGAGGACCGGAGAGCACCGAUGGGCGAGGCAGUAGCCUACAUAGUGAAGCAGUGGAAGGCGAACAAGAGGAAGCAUUAGGCGGGCCUGAUGCCUGAUGGCCCUUGUGCCAUUGGUUCCUGGGUCGAUGUCCCUGACAGUGAGAGCUGAGACCCUGAUCCCCUGACUUUUUCUGCUGAUGGAAGACCUAGUACCAGUAGCACUACUAAAAAAAUUGUCCGAUCUCUUGGACGGUUAGAUUGGCUAUGGCACCUAGUGCAAUGAUCUAUAUGUAUAAAAAAUAUCUGUAGUGUUUAAUGAUUUUACCAGAACUAGAUAAAGAUUAUAGAAUAUUUAUUAUUAUA